AUGACCUUCUCAAACCCCACCGGCAAGCGUGCCAGAGACGACUAUCUGCAGCGAGCUGGGCCUUCAGCUCCAACAGAUCCCGACCGUCCCGUGCCCUUGGACAACCCGCAACGCCUAGCUCUCACCCUUGACUCUCACACCGCCCUCUUCAUGCCCGCCCGCUUUGGCUCCUCCACGGCAUGCAAGAUUGUCGGUGUGCCUUCUGCCUCUGCUUCUCCCUCGAUAGCCCAAGCGGGCAUCCCAGGGUCAACCAUCCUGCUCGACGGACAGACAGCAAAAGUCAAGGCAAUUGUGGACUCGACGAUUUUGACCGCGCUACGGACAGCGGCGGGCAGCGUGUUGGCAACCCAGCUGUUCUUACCUGCCGGUGAGAGAGGACCGCAGGGAGGGUACAAGGUGGUCGUCUUCGGUGGUGGGAGACAGGCCUUUGCUCAUGCUUGGUUGCUUGAUCAGGUGUAUGGGGGCGAGGUGGGAACGCAGGUGACUUUCGUCACGAGGAAGAUGAUGAACAAGACCGAGCUCCCAGCGAUAGCUAGGGAAUUUCCGGGCGUCAACGAGGAGCCAGAGCCUGGCUCGGUGUACGUUGGAACUCAUCCUGCGAAGGGCGUGACGAGCGAUGACAAGGAAGCCAUUGCGAGUCUCGUGAGCGAGGCAGACAUUGUGUGCUGCUGCACACCGUCAACGGAGCCCCUCUUCCGAUUCGAGGACCUCAAGCGGGGAGCGCAUGUUAACAUGGUUGGAUCGUAUAAGCCCCACAUGCAAGAAGUUGAGCCGGACCUCAUGCGCAGCGCAGCAGCGGCUGGUACAUUGCUUGUGGACUCGACGGAGGCGUGUGCUCACGAGGCCGGCGACCUCAUCAAGGCGGGCAUUAAUGCACUGCAGUCCACUGACGAACAUAUCGUCAAGGAGCUGGGCGCUGAGCUUGAGCAGUCAUCUCAGUCUUCGCGCUCGACGGAGAGGAGAGUCUCUGUCUUCAAGUCGGUCGGCGUGGGCGUGCAGGAUGUGCGCAUCGCUGAAGACAUCUACGAGGCGGCCGUGAGAGGGGCGAUUGGCAGCAGCAUUCCCUACUGA
Messenger RNA from Jaminaea rosea, 1071 nucleotides. Its product is annotated as NAD(P)-binding protein. The coding region runs from base 1 to 1071 and encodes 356 amino acids. Gene Ontology annotation, cellular component: cytoplasm. The transcript has 2 exons. Lineage: Eukaryota; Fungi; Basidiomycota; Exobasidiomycetes; Microstromatales. The record is from RefSeq and is a predicted model, not a curated record.